Molecule: messenger RNA, 1221 nt
Organism: Aspergillus terreus NIH2624
Lineage: Eukaryota; Fungi; Ascomycota; Eurotiomycetes; Eurotiales; Aspergillaceae
Product: Zn(II)2Cys6 transcription factor
Exons: 4
Coding region: 1-1221 (406 amino acids)
Biological process (GO): positive regulation of transcription by RNA polymerase II
Cellular component (GO): nucleus
Molecular function (GO): transcription cis-regulatory region binding; DNA-binding transcription factor activity, RNA polymerase II-specific; zinc ion binding
Source: RefSeq, a predicted model, not a curated record
AUGAGCUCCAAGCCCCGAGGUUGCUUCCAGUGCUCCAAACGCCGAAUUAUCUGCGACGGAGCCGAACCCGUCUGCAAGAAGUGCCAGAAGAAAAAUUUAGAAUGCUCCGGCCUCGGACGGUUUAGAUUCUCAGACGGGCUCGCUAGGCGAGGCAAGCUGAAAGGAUGCAUCGUCCCCGUUGCCAACCUUCCUCCAUCCGAGGCCUUCCCAGCCCAGCCCACGAAUGCGGACCGAUCCCGGCCACAAAAACUUCAGUGGAAGAAUGAGCAGGGCGGUCGUACACGGCGAAAGGUGAAGAAGGCGAAAGAUAUCCGAGGAAGCACCGAGGUAGUCAUUGAACAGCAGGGGGAUGGUACUAGUGAGCAAGCCUUGGUGCCCACAACAGUUGGUCAAUGGAUCGCUCCGCUGAACUCCAGGACACGAAUGCUCUUUUCUCAUUUUGCAAAUGAGGUCGCCCCUGUUAUGGUGAUCCUGGAUAAUGUCUCCAAUGGUUAUCGAGAGCUCCUUCUCCCCAUGGCCUGCCACGAUGAAGUCCUACAACACGCUAUCGCUGCAGUCGCCUCCCAACAUAUCGCUGGCCGAUAUCCUGCAAUGCAGCCUGCCGCUGAGUCUGAACGUGCUGCCGUUAUUUCGCGUCUCCGACGGGACUCGCUACAGCCAUCGCCAGACCGCGUAUUCAACGCGUCAACCUGGGCCACCUUGAUUGUCCUGUUGGUCGGGGAGACGAUUACUGGAAGUUCGGAAUACAAGUUCAAAUUACUCGGCCGACCAAUGUUGGGAGAGACUCAAGGAAUUCACGCUUUACAACUUCCAAUCGAGCGUUACCUUGAUUGGACCGUAUAUGACCUCCCGCCGGAAUCGAAACAUCAUCGGGUGCUCGCCUUGUCGCGACUAGCAUUCAUGAAAGCCUCGCAAAUAUACCUCGGUAGGGCGAUGGUGGAUCAAGACCAAUGGGGCCUGUUGGAAAGCCUGAAGCAGGUCGUCAGCCAGAUCGACCCAGACGAGCCCGGAUCCCACGCCCUCGUGUGGGUUUGUUUCAUUGCCGCAGCUGAUAGCAGAGACCCAGAGCAUCGCGAAUUCUUCACCGAUCGUAUGAACAAGGUAUACGCAAAGACACAGUUUCGCAAUAUAUCGGCUGCAAUUGAAUCCCUACCGGGAAUUUGGUCUGCCCAGGGCUCAGGCCGCUGGACAAAAGAGCUAAUUCCGACAUUAGUCAUGUGA